AUGACUACUACCCCCUCGUCAUCACGCUUACCCCGACCGACACUUGCUCGCGCGAGUCCCUCUUCAUCAUCUUCAAGAUAUGUAUCACCUUCCAGCUCUUCCAAGUCCAAGACCAAGUCUCGCUCGGGAUCUCAUCCUAAGAUAUUGCCCUUUCCCGAGCUGUCACUGAGAGCACAGGAGGCUCAGCGUACGUCGAGAGAAGGGUCCAGGACAGCUAGUCCGAUGUCGUCACCUCCCAUCGACAGGCUGGAAGUAACGUUCGAUCAGAUGGUAUCGAUGAGUAGAGGUGGAUCGUCGGAAGGUAACGGACACGAAAGGAGGUCAUCAGCUUCAGCUGGUGGGAAUGGGAAUGCACCUGGUCCUCAUUCGUCCUCGGCAGCAUUGUCAGGAUCGACUUCACCUCCCGUCCCUUCUCCUCUUGCCGUCAGUGCUGCUAGAUUAUCAAGAGCCAGAGCAAGUACUGCAGCUAGCAGGGCUAGACAUACUGGCAAUGCCAGUGAUACAAGCUCGAGGCAAUCUCCCUCGAUCACUGUCGGACGAACUGCUGGGAGACCAGCUUUACCAGUGGGCAAUUCACCUAGUAGAAGGAUAGAAGGAUUUAGACCUGCAUCUCCCGCAUUGGCUCGCGUGACUACAAAUGUACAUACGACUUCGACCACGGUCAACAAUUCUUUGCUCAACCCUACAACUGCUACUUCAGUCCAACCAAGACCUGUACCUACCCUCCUGACACCGCCUACACCGAUCCUACCCUCAACUCCAGUCAAACAUCAUCCCUAUCCUCAUAUCAGUCACACGACCCACAACCCCCCCGUGCAGCUUGCAACGACCUCGACAACGGCAAUAGCACCGAUAUCUUCAAGCUCUCAUAUCAAAGAUCAUCUCUACCAGUCGUUCGCGAAAGGAAUAUGUGCGGAUGUCAGGCUAGUGGUCAAGAGGUGGAGUGUAUGUUAUCACGUACACAGAAUGAUCUUGGUUCAAACGAGCUUCUUCCAUUCCCUUUUCCUGGGUGGAUUCUCCGAGACUCAACCUCACAUGGGAAAUAGUGGGAAAGGCAAGGAGAAAGCGAGAGAACGGGUUAUCACUGAAGCGGAAUGGAAUGGAGAAGAUGUGGAAUUGACAUUUGAUGAUCCAAACAUAACCAGAGCAGCUUUCGAGAUAUGUCUAUCUCGAUUAUACUCGUCCCAUCCUCAUCUCCAAUUCCCGACAGAAUUGCUCCCCACUGCCACCUAUCCUCUUACACCCUCUUUCCCACAUAUCGCUCUUCCCGACUAUUUAGUUCUUCGAGCUUCGAUACCUCCGAAAUCGCAUCUUGCUACACCUCGUCUAUUGCUUUCGCUACUGGCUACAACCAUAUAUCUAGGUCACGGCAUGUUCAUGCGCGAAGUCUUGGCCUUGAUCCUUCGGACGGUGGGACCAUUGACGGUAGGAAGAUACCUCUCGUUCGCUUUGGGAGAUGGCAUAAUGGAAGAAGAGUAUUUCGGUCAAUCGGAAGAAGGUGCUAGAUCUCUUAGCGGUAUAGCGAAGAUAAUUGAGGGUAAACAAGAUACCUCGUUCGUUUCUCGUCAGACAUCAGAUGAAGAUCUUGUCGAAGAGGAAUUGCACAGUCUUGAUCAUACCCCUCGAUCAUCUAGUGAUCUAGGUACAAAGUUAAGCGAUAGUAGUGAAGAGUCGAUUCGACAUGGUGGAAUACCCAUACCUUCCCUCCAACUCCCAUCCAGAUCCAAUUCAAUGCGAAGUCAUCAUACGACCGAUGAUCCGUUCUCUUUCACUUCCAACGACGCCAUCUCCCUACCACAUUAUUACGGAGUAGUAGGGAACAAGAUCGGUGAAGCUUGUUGUUGCUGGUUAGCCAGAUGGGGUGUCGACCUGUUAAAUGCUGAGCUCGAAACCCCUUCUUCCGCUUAUCGAAUCUGGGCACAUGGUGGUCUACCUACCAACUUAGUCCGGGCGAUACUUAGCUCUGAUUAUUUCUUCGUAACCAAUGAAAUGGAACGAUAUAGAUUUGCUAGGAAGGUAUUGGACCUGAGACGAUCAGGUUGGGACGAGGAGAAUGAAGAUGCCGGAGAUAUCAGUCUUGUGACUGGUAGUGCUGUAGGGUUCCACCUGGCUGAUGAAUCCUGGGAAGAAUGGGAAGAGGAGGAAGCAGAGAUACUUAAAAGUUUCGCUGAAGGGAUUUACUAUCCUCAUAUGACUUUCGAUGAUCUGUCCACCAUCGCUUCCGAUAUCGACCCGGCUACUCACCUACCCUACGCACCAUUGUCGGUGCUGCAAGCUGCUCAUUGGGCAGCAGCUGAUCUCCGAUCCCGAGUCACUGCACAUGAGAAGACGGGCGCUUCUCCUCCGACGGCGGACGACGAGAACGAACUCGGUCUCACACAGAGUACCACCGCUAUUUGCACUCGAAACAGAAGACGUCGACCAGCUACGAGAAGUCGAGUGCCCAGUCCGGCUAUCCCUUCGUCCUCGACUUGGGGACCUCCGUCGCCUUCUUCAACGAUUGAUACUCUACCCUCACUCCAUUCUUCCCAAAAUACGAUAUGGCACGCUGUUCCUACUGACGGCACGCACAAGAUCGGUGCUAGUGGAUUGUUGUCUCUCUCAAACUCGAUGCAAUACAACGCCCUCGGUGAUAUGCCAGAUUUCGGACCUGAACCUCUUGAUCCCACAUCUCAUCCUACUUCCGACGUGAUGGAAAAGAAUCGUCCGCCACCACAUGGCGAGAGGUCAGCAUUCGGAUUGAUGGGCGAUAAGAUGAGCGGCAAGGAUCUAGAAGAUAAAUGGAUCAAUGAAGGUGGAUCAUUCAUGAUUUCAGGUUUAGGCUUAGGUGACUCGCCAUCGAAAGUCACUCUUGGUGAUGUCAACGAGGAAAGAUGGACCAAGAUUGAACCGUACAGAUUUUCAGUGGAAUUUUUCGAUGUGGACAAGUUGACUGAGAAAGAAAGGUUUUAUUCGUCUACGCAUUUCUACGCUGGCUCAUAUUUCAAUUGUUAUGUCCAAAUGAUCAAGAGGAAAGAAAAGGGAUUGCAAUUAGGUGUCUACUUGCACAGACAAUCACCAAAUGAACCCUUCCCUAUACCUUCUUCACCGAGGAAAUCCAAUAUUGGUUCAUCGCUUGGCGAUAAAUUAGCACCUUCGUCAUCAUCACUUCCAUCCUCGUCCGUAGGACCAGGUACGACUCCUUCUACCGCUACUUCGCCGGUGUUGUCGCAUAAUAGGAAUUUAUCAACUUCACCAAUGGUCGUCCCCGGUUCACCACCCACCAUUACCACAGGUGGUCCCACUUCGUCAUCUGUAGGCCAGAGCACGAAUAUGAACAAUGGAUCGGCAUCAGCACCAUAUAUCGAUUCAAGAUCAACUACCAAAGCGUUUUUCAGUAUAUCUUGCGCUUCAGCCUUGGGUACAGCCCUGAUAAGAUUUACUUCUGGUCCAGACUCUUUCGCCUUAUCUCAAAGUUGGGGGUGGAAAUCGUCAGCUCUGAAAUCUGAAGAAUACCUUUGUAUACCCCCUCAACAACCACAAUCCCUGCCUGAAGACGAGGGUGGGGAUGGAGUGUUGGGCUGGUCAGGUGAAAUCCCACACUCUAGUACGAGGUACGGUCAAUGUAGUCUUAGAGCGACGGUCGUCCUUGGUGUUGUAUAA
Molecule: messenger RNA, 3642 nt
Organism: Kwoniella mangroviensis CBS 8507
Lineage: Eukaryota; Fungi; Basidiomycota; Tremellomycetes; Tremellales; Cryptococcaceae
Exons: 4
Coding region: 1-3642 (1213 amino acids)
Molecular function (GO): protein binding
Source: RefSeq, a predicted model, not a curated record